Molecule: messenger RNA, 1998 nt
Organism: Cladocopium goreaui
Lineage: Eukaryota; Dinophyceae; Suessiales; Symbiodiniaceae
Source: the annotation of a GenBank genome assembly
AUGAGGAAAAUUUUGAAGUGUUUGGGACCGGAUUUUGCCAACAAAGAUGCGCUGCAAAUCGCACAAGGAAAUCAACAAGGAGAUGGCGGCAUCCAAGAACCUUUCAACAAGGAAAGCGCCACGAGGGCUCUUGGGAACCAGAAUUUGUACAUUUGCGCUGGGAACUUGUUCUGGUUGAAUUUUCUGAGAUCCCCAAGCCCAGGAGUACCACUACAAAGGCAUGGUGUAUGCCAGCUAGGUGACUUCUUGUGGCCCAAGAACCAGUCCAAACCGAUGUUCCUCCUCAAGUUGUUGGAGGUGGAAGCCCCAACAGAUGUGCCAGAGAGACCAUCAGCUCUGGGUAUGCUUUCUCCGGAAGGCUAUGCGCAUGCUGCUCUGUAUGCGGCUGCCAGAGACCUCCCAGAGCACAAAGAGGAAUGGCAAAUUGUGCUGAGGUCAGUCCCAUUCUGCUUUGUGGCUGGCGCAAAAAACACUUGGAUUCAUUCAUGGAAUUGCCGCAACCAGCUCACACAGGAGUAUGAAUCUCUGAGCCGAUCAGCUUUGCAGCAGGCCACCGAGAUCAGCAUGCUGAAGAAGCGCAUGGAGUCCGAUGUAGGACGAACUCUUCAACCAGCGGAGCUCGUCAAUCAGUUGAAGCAAUUUGGCCUCAAGAAAGCUUCUUCACAGGAUGAUCUCACCACAAAUCUAGUGCAACUGGCAACCCAGGUGUAUGAGAAGAUGAAAGGCCCCGAGAUGCUAGGUCCCAUUCUAGCCAUGGAAGAAAAAUUUGGAACAAAGUCUUGCUUCAACUCCCUCAGCAAACUGCAUCUCUUGGCAACCAAACCUGAAGCCAAUCGGCGGGUUUGGGUGAUGCAGGGAAUCUAUGACUGGCUCGUCCGCAGUUUGCUGACGAACGAUGAGGUGACCAAGAACACUCUCACUGGUGAUCGCAACACCUGCGGUUUGAUUCCGCUCCUGGAGUUGAAGAUGCUUUGCCUGGAACAUUGGCUCUCAUCCAUGAUGGCCCGCGCCAACAUCCUGGAGAAGGACCGGGCAGUGAUCCGCCGAGUCUUGCAGGACCAUGCUUCGUAUCGGCAGGAGAUGCUGGGCUCAGACGUCUCAUGGCAAGGCAAUCUCGCCCGCAGCUCUUUGGAGGCAUUGCAGUUUCUUGAGAAGCUGGUGUUCAACAAACAAUUCGACAAUCAGCUAAAGCAGCAUGCCCGCGGGCACAAGAACGUCGAAGAAGUGGCCGAAAAUGAGAUCAUCAAGGAGGAAUGGUCCAAGGUCAUUUCCAUCCGAGAAAAUGAAGUGGCAGAGCAGAAGGUGCGGGACAAGAUGGAAGACCAGGAGGACGGAGACGCCCCGGCAGAGACCGCUCUCCAUCAAAUGCGUCGGGCAGCCAAUGAGUUUGUGGAGAACAGCCAGGAGUAUUGGAACAGUUUGGCGAACACAACUGUGAGGCGGUAUGUUUCAUGUAUGGUGCUGCCAGCCACACAAGGGCAAAUGCAGAGAGAGCUGACCAACUCUUGCCUCAAAGAUGUCAUUGUGCCGGAGGGCCAGAGGUCGUGCUUGACUUGGUGUGACCUGGAUUAUAUGGGUGAGAAUAUGGGCGUCAAUUCGCAGAUUGGCCUUCGGAGGCUGCAGCCCUUGGACGGGAACGGUGAAAUCAAGAGCCUCAUCCAAGCCACGAUGCUGGCCCGUGGGGCCCAAGUGAAAAGCGACCAAGGGGAGAUAACGGUCCCUGCUCCCGGAGAGAUUGUGUGCUUCCACGCAGCCUCAGACAGACCAGGAGCAAUCUCAGAGUUGCGCAAGAUCUUUCGUCUUGCUGCAGCGACAAGAGGUGACACCAUCGACUGUGAACAGAAAGACAUCAUGGUUGUCUUCCAGGAGGAAUCUGUGCGCAGCCGAAAGAAACGCAUCAAAGGAUCAGAGGCCUACAGAUGCGACAGCUACUUGCACUUGUUCAGCGGUUUGACCCUGAUUCCGCUUAGUCCCAGAGAAAAGAAGGCUGCACUAUGA